AUGCCACUCCAACUGCAUCCAAUGACCACUGACGAUACUUUGUCAUGGACACGCGUGCGCGCACUCGCCUACUAUGGUCCGACGCACGACCUCCUACACACCGGCCCCAUCAGCGAAACAUCCAUACGCGGUGUGGCUGAGGGCCGCAAGCGCGAGAUCAACAAGCCAAACGCGUGGCACUGGAAAGUUGUAGACACAGAUCUCGAGCCUAGUUCUGACGACCCACCUGAUAACGGCGGACGCACGAUCGCGGUGUCAGUAUGGAGCAUGCACAAGGUCUCAGUGACCAAAGGGGAUGAGAAGAACGAAGCACCUUCCAUUCCGGUGGAGAAAGCAGAUGACACUCCCGGCUUUCUCCCACCAGAAUUGCGUCUCGAAGCUCUGGGCUCAUUGCUCGGUCCUCUACGAGCCGCUCAGGCUUCCAUCAUGGGCACGUCGACGCCGUACUUUAUGCUGAAUUCACUGGCUACGCAUCCGGAUCAUCAGGGUCGCGGAGCUGCGAAGAUGAUGCUGGACUGGGGGAUGCAGAAGGCGGAUGAGGAGGGGCUGGUCACGUAUUUGGAUUCCACGAUGACCGGGAGGCCUGUGUACGAGAGGAGGGGGUUUGCGCUGGUGAAGACGCUUGAGUGGGAUCGGAUGCCGUGGGGAGGAGAGGGCAAGGACUGGCAUGGGUGCAUGGUUCGGCCAGCGAAGAGCGUGGAGAAGUAG
Molecule: messenger RNA, 708 nt
Organism: Alternaria ventricosa
Lineage: Eukaryota; Fungi; Ascomycota; Dothideomycetes; Pleosporales; Pleosporaceae
Exons: 1
Coding region: 1-708 (235 amino acids)
Molecular function (GO): acyltransferase activity, transferring groups other than amino-acyl groups
Source: RefSeq, a predicted model, not a curated record